This is a messenger RNA of Exophiala xenobiotica, 4826 nucleotides long. RefSeq lists its product as uncharacterized. The record is from RefSeq and is a predicted model, not a curated record. The transcript has a single exon. Bases 750 to 4241 code for a protein of 1163 amino acids. NCBI's taxonomy places the organism in Eukaryota, Fungi, Ascomycota, Eurotiomycetes, Chaetothyriales, Herpotrichiellaceae. Gene Ontology annotation, molecular function: ATP binding; protein kinase activity. Gene Ontology annotation, biological process: protein phosphorylation.
GAUUUCUCGAGCUGCCCAAGACACGAAACGUUGAUCCAGGCAGACUGAUCUUCUCUAUCGUCCACUCACACCAUCCUGAACCCUUCCUCCUCCCGCAGCUCCCCCAUCGAAACCCUUCGCAACCAGUCUCACCACAUCCCUCGAAUCGCCACCCUCGAACAACAACACAUAAUCUUCGUCAUCCCCGCCCUCUUAAGACCCUGCACACGCGAUACACGCAAACCAAACCAACAAUUCGAGUCUGCUGUGCAACCUGUCGAUCACGACGCCUGCAGUCAACAAUCGGCCUUACUACGACCGAAUCCUCCACACCAGGCAUCCUUUCCGCCACUAUAUCGCGAGCUGACAGCCACUUUUCCUAUCACCUUUCAAUCUCGCCGGAUUGUCUCACCUCCUUACCUGCAGUUCAUCACAACUGUUUUCCGAAGAUAUCCGCCACCAAACAGUCGCGCACGAGAGGAUAUUGCGUGGCUUGAAUAUCUUCAUCAUCACCUCCACCACCGCGCCUUCCCUUGUUCGCUGGACGAUUUUUGCACCUGCCUUCCUUUCUGCACGUCGACUAUGCAAGAAGCUUGAUUGAAGACCUUUCCUAUACCACGCGUACUAUUUCAAUCUCCUUCCUCGACGUCAGGAAAGUCUCUGCGAGACAUCCUGUUUCACCUGGGGUGCUCACGUUCAUGGCCAAUAGCUGGGGUUGAAAAUCCGAAAAACGGUGCUGGUCUGAAUCAAGAAAAGCCACAACUUCCGUCAUGAUGGCAACAUACUCUCCUCAUCGUGAGGAGCGAGAAGCAGCGCACCUACACUCUCCUAAGGCACUUGCGCAUUUCGACCCUCAUUCUGCCAUUCGCGAAAUACGGCGGUCAUUAUCUCGUUCUCCUUCAAAGAACUCCGAACUUCGUCAAUUCCCCUUUCGAUCACCGGGUCCUGGUAACGUUCCUUUUUCGUCGUCACCACUGUCUCCCUCGCGAAGAAUAUCAGGUGAAAACACAAUCAUGUCUUCAUCAUACGCGCCAGCACCCUACAAUCGCACCACACCGGGUUCGCGCUUCCAGCGUCCGAUUCUGCGACGAACAACGCAGAGCCAUGGCAUUACCCGAGUUCGCACAUCGCCAAAGAGUCCUACAAAACGAGCUCUGAACGACUCGAACGAUAGUGGAAACUCCGCAUCUAUGCCACUCCGAAAGCGCAGUUCUGCAGAAGCAGACCGGGAAUUAGCGCUCAAAGCCUUGACUGGAGAAGAGGGGAAAGAGAACGACAGUUCACCAGAAGAACCACCUCAAUGGAAAGCCCCUAUGACCCGUCAGGAAAAGAGGCGAAGCGGUGGCGCCCUGAUCUCUACGGUUGUUCCGCUAAGCCCCAUGAAGCGAGCGGAUGGCCCAAAGGCCGAUGACACCGACAAUUUCGAUAGUCCCUCUGCAAAGAGAAGAAGCCUUCAUGGCCCAGGUCUGGACUUUAGCAUCUUCGAGUCGGACAGUUUGGAUGGCAGCAUGUUCAACGACAAACGUGCACAAGAUGACAAUGACUGGUUUGGAACCAUUACUCCGCUGUCGGCAUCGCGCUUCUCUACGAUACCAAAACGAUCCUCGUCGUUGCGGAAGUCCACUCUUCAACAAAGACAAAAUGAUCGAUCGAGUAACCUGAAGUACACUAACAUCAUGGAGGUGGACAAGUCCUUUUUCGAGGCGAGCCCAUCAACAAACGCGAAGAAAGGCUUGCGUAUGUCUUUGGAUAAUCAACCCUUGCCUCGAGAAAGCCCAUUCUCGAGCCAAGGAAGCCUCUUGAAUGCAUCGAUUCAUCCUGUCACCUCCACUCAGAACGGCUUCUCACAACAGUCUCGACACCCACUGUCUCGUACCUUGACACAGUCCUCCUCACAAGCUGAUGAGCAAGAUGAUUCACCCACUCAUGAGCCAAUCCAUCGCCCGAACAGACCUCGAUCUCACGAUUUCUCGAAAUCUUUGCCCAUUGGCGCAUCACGACCGUCACCAGAAGGAAACGAGUUCUCUUCCCAAAGCUCGUUCGCUACCCCUGGGAACUACAAAGCUGCCAAACCGCUGCCCGCAGCUUUCAUGUCUACCGGGUUGAUUUCGAAGAAGAACCGCAACGUGGAUGACCCUGACGCUGGAUUACCGAAAGCCCAUAUGCCAGACACCCCUUGCAAGAAACAGUCGGUGAUUUUCCCUGCGGAUGAUAACUUUGCUGCUCCCAACCCUAUCGGCAACAGAGCACCUCGUCACUCAUUCGGAGCGCCUGCUACGCCUCUAGAGAUGCAUAAUGGUGCCUCGAAGGUCUCAGCAUUUCCCUUCUCCAGAAGCGUGGGUAUAUUUGGGCCUCGGUCCAACAAGCACAGCCUGAUCAGAGAAGGAAGUUUUGCGUCCAUCGAACCCGAGGACAAGACCACCACUCGAUCACCUUUUGUCCGUACAACCAGUCAGUCAACAGAAUCCGACUAUCCUCCUACACCCACCAAGCACUUCGGCGAGCCUCACGACCGCGACUCCGUCUCGCCAUCACCUCAUCAUCCAGGCUUGCCGUAUAAUCCAACGAUGCCCAAGUCAGCCGUGGGGACCCGUGUCUCAAGCAGUAAGUUAUCUCCUAUUUUAGCAUCGCCUAAAAAUGUCGAUGGGGACAGUGAUAGCGUGAUGGAGGAUUCUCCUUCCGCCAACCUGAGACCAAAGUCGACGUUGAACAUUGCCUCGGUGCCAGGUCCCUCCUUUACAGGAGGCCGCAUGUCGAAGAAUCUCGGGUUUCCCAAACCGCUCUCGAGGAAAUCUCUUUCAAUUCAACCUCUACCGUCGCCCGCGCUGGAACGUACUAAAAUGAUGUCUGUCUCUCCAGUUAGUCCAAGGAUCGAUAAGGCGGAUGGACUGUCUCCUCACACUCCCCUUGACGGAUUCUUCCCUCCGGACCCUAGUCGCCUUUCAAUUUCUGGCCGCGCCGAACGUCCCACGGGCGGGCGAGAUGGUAAUAAUGGUGCUUUCAUACCUGCAACACCGACAGGACCACGAGAGCAUUUCCCCAAUUUCUCGAACCGACCAAGUCUCAACCUGGCCGGUGCAGACACCUCGAAUGCUGACAGAAGCUUGAGCUCAAGAUUCGAAAAAGUUGACCUUAUCGGUUCAGGCGAGUUUUCGCAGGUCUACCGAGUCUCACAGCCACCAGAAUCAUCACCAUAUCAUAGAAUCUACUCCGUCUCGAGUGCUCGUCCGUCGUCGGGAGGGUCUUUGCCGGAGAAGGUAUGGGCCGUCAAGAAGUCUCGUCAUUCAUAUUCCGGAGCCAAGGACCGUCAGAGAAAGAUUCAAGAAGUGGAUGUAUUGAAAGCAUUAGGCCAUUCAGACCAUAUUGUCACCUUCGUUGACAGCUGGGAGGAGCAAGGUCACCUCUACAUUCAGACAGAAUUCUGCGAAGAAGGAACACUGGACGUUUUCCUUGCGCAAGUCGGCCUGAAAGCUCGACUGGACGAUUUUCGUAUAUGGAAGAUGCUCCUGGAAUUGGCUCUGGGCCUGAAGCAUGUUCACGACAGCGGAUACAUCCAUCUUGACCUCAAACCUGCAAACAUUCUCAUCACUUUCGAGGGGGUUCUGAAAAUCGCUGAUUUUGGUAUGGCAUGCAAAUGGCCUGCCAAGGCUGGCAUUGAAGGUGAAGGUGAUCGGGAAUAUAUUGGCCCUGAGGUGUUGAUGGGCAGAUACGACAAGCCGGCAGAUAUUUUUGCUCUUGGUCUUAUCAUGCUCGAAACUGCCGGAAAUGUCGAGCUUCCUGAUAAUGGUGUAUCGUGGCAGAAGCUGCGGAAUGGCGACAUGAGCGACGUUCCCAGCCUGACAUGGAGUUCUGGGACGAGCGGCAUCUUGCGGGACGCUACUGGAAAUCCGAUCUCCAAGGGUUCAUCUCUCGAUAUCGAACAAGACCCCGACCAAUGUGACGUUGAUGUAGUGGACGCUGACGGAAGACACGGAGUGGAAAGUCAACAUCAUCAGAAAAACUUCCACCACCCACGGAGCGGUGAGCUUGUCAGUCCACCGCAAUUCAUGAUUGACCCGUCACAUGAACAAGCACUUGAUCGGAUAGUCAGAUGGAUGAUUUCCCCUGAUCCAAGCGACCGUCCUCUUGCGACCGACGUGCUCAACACUGAAGGCGUUCGUUUUGCAGAAGCCCGACGACGUGCGGGAGCCACGAUUUUUGAAGGGAACUGGGGUCCUGCCGAUGAAAUUCUAGCCGAAGAUGCAGAAAUGAUUGAUGUUUGAGUCAUCUAGACGCAGCAUCCUCUCUCCUGGAUAGAAGGGACGAUUUUUGGGUAUCGCAAACACUCGGCGAAAGGGAUCUAAUGGUGUUCUGAAAACGGUUUUCAGGAUUCACGAAAAACACCACCUCCAAGGAAACGUCAAAACAACAAAUAGUAUCCUUAUGGGUUCGAUUGUGUAGUAUCGUGGGAAUUUCGACCUUUGCGGACUGAGGCGAUUAUGAGUUUCAUUUGGUCAUCUCGCGUUGAACUCGACAUCACACCCUAAUGUAUGACCACGAUCAGCCACGAUUCCUUUUUGUGUUUUGAGUCACAGUCGACAAGCAAGCAAGAGCAAAGAACGAGUUGCAAAGGUGAUGCAGAUGUUAUCACUGGAAAGCGUGGUACGGUAUGAUACGAUAUUUCUGGCAGGGCAUGGGGCAUCAGCGCGAGCGAUAUUGGGGGCAUUGAAUCGUAAAAGUAAUUCUCGGCCAUAGCAGUCUAAUAUCCAAGAGGAUAACGAGACUUGAAAUAGGUAGUGACUGUACCUGAUACAGCUACAGAGUUAGAUCAAAGUAGCUUGAAUGACGACAUGAAUUGGAUCAAAGAG